This is a messenger RNA of Contarinia nasturtii (swede midge), 1618 nucleotides long. RefSeq names its product senecionine N-oxygenase-like. The transcript has 5 exons. Lineage: Eukaryota; Metazoa; Arthropoda; Insecta; Diptera; Cecidomyiidae. The record is from RefSeq and is a predicted model, not a curated record. Gene Ontology annotation, molecular function: NADP binding; N,N-dimethylaniline monooxygenase activity; flavin adenine dinucleotide binding. The coding region runs from base 79 to 1479 and encodes 466 amino acids.
CGACAUUCAAAUCUUAAAGUUAUACAUAGAGCAUUGACGUUGAAAAGUGUUGUGCGCUGAAAAGGUUGUGCUAAUUAAAUGAAGAAUUUUACUAUUUAUAGUGCGUCAUGUGUUGCGAUUUUGAUUGCAUCAUUGCAAUCAGUGAAAACAGCACCGGUGAAUGAUGACAAAACGUCAGAUUUAAAAUUUGUUGUCAUUGGAGCCGGUGUAUCGGGAAUUGCAAGUGCAAAACAUUUACUCGCUCAAGGAUACAAUGUGACAAUUUACGAACAGAGUGAAGAUAUUGGCGGAACAUGGUUCUAUACAAAUCAAACAGGAAAAAACCAGUACGGUAUAAAGGUUCAUUCAGCAAUGUAUCGAGGUUUAAGCGCCAAUUUACCAAGGAAAAUUAUGCACUAUAAAGAUUUUGACUAUCAAAAUAUAACCGAACAUUUCACAAGACCAUCACAAGCCGAAGUUUUCGAAUACAUUCAAUCCUAUGUUGAUCAUUUUGAUAUAAGAAAGCACGUCAAAUUGAAUCAUUUGGUUGUUCGAGUUCAUCCCAUCGAAAAGGGUCAGUGGGAAGUAAUCGUAAAGAAUUUACCAAAUGGCACAUUUCACACAUUAAUUUAUGACUAUGUUUUCGUCUGCAAUGGAAAAUAUUCAUCACCACACUAUCCAAGCAUUUCUGGAAUGGAAGAAUUCAAGGGAAAAAUGCUUCAUAGCCAUGAUUAUCGUGAUGCUGAAGCAUUUCGUAAUGAAAGUGUUCUUAUCAUUGGAAAUGGAGCUAGCGCAAUGGAUAUAUUUGAUCAAUUGGAAGAUGUUGCAUCUCGGCUUACAAUAAGUAAUAAAAGGAAACACUAUAUAACUAUGGGAGAUCGUUACAAACGUGAUGUAAAAUCAAAAAUUAAUUUUCAACACGAAGUGGUACGUUUGAAUUCAACUGCAGCUGAAUUCAUUGAUGGCAGCAACGUUACAUUUUCCGUGAUUAUUUUUGCAACAGGCUACAACUAUUCAUUUCCAAUGCUGAGUGUUGAUACGGGCAUUCAUGUUGAAGAUAAUUCGGUUUCACCACUUUUUAAGCAAAUUUUUAACAUCGAACAUCCUACAAUGGUUUUCAUUGGCAUAGUAUCCGAGACUAUUUCGUUUAUAACGUAUGAUUUUCAAGUUCAAUUUGCGAUGAAAUUCAUUACCGGGGAAAAGAAACUACCUUCAAAAGUAGAAAUGUACAAAGAAGAGCAAACACAAUUGAAAAUACUGUACGAUUGUAAAGAAUAUACUAAACGUCAUACACACAAUUUACAGUUGCCCGAACUGUAUGUUUACUUCAAAGAAUUAUCAGAAAUGGCUGAAAUAAACAAUUAUCCCGGAAAUUACAUUGAGAUGUAUUUUGAAGAAUUUAAAAGAUGGAAUACAACAAGUUAUUAUGCAACAUGCAAUGAGCUCAACAACACCACUUUGGAUGUACGCAAAGAUAAAGUGAUGGACAUGUUGAAUUGAACGAAGUUCCUUCGAAAUUAGUCUGCAUGCAAAACAUCUGUAAAUUCUUUGUUCUAUACAUGAUUAGUUUUAUUAUAACGAAAUAAUUAUUAGGAAAACAGAAAUAAAACAUUUGAUUUUAUUGAAUUUUAUUAAAAAU